This is a messenger RNA of Symbiodinium necroappetens, 1482 nucleotides long. NCBI's taxonomy places the organism in Eukaryota, Dinophyceae, Suessiales, Symbiodiniaceae. The record is from the annotation of a GenBank genome assembly.
AUGACUUGCAAUCGCAGCCUCCUGCGUCGCUCCUUCACGUCCAGAGGUUUGCGCCCAGUGUGCAACUACGGCACGCAGUGCUACCGACGCAAUCCGGAGCACUUGAACGAGCAUGCUCAUCCUUGGGACGAUGACUAUCUCUUUUGCUGUGAGCACAUCGGCAAGAAGCCGGAGUUCUGCAGCAUUCGGAAGCUGUUUGAAUGGGCAGACAACGGCACUGGGCGCGCGACGCGCGAAAGGCUGCAAAGCCAUGCCUGGCCAGAAAUUCAGAGACUCGCGAAGGACGUCGGACCUUUGACCGACGAGCUUUGGAGUUCUUUGGACGAUGACGGAAACGGCUAUAUCAAUUUCGGAGAAUUCGCAGAGUUCACUACAAAGAUGCGAGUGGAUCUUCCGCUGGGCUUGGAUGACUUGCUCGGCACCACCAACGGGACGUCCGAUCUGAAGUGUGGAGUCUUUGAAUGCCCGUGCACGAAGUUUGUCAUGCAGCGGCGACGCUGCAAGUAUGGAGCUACAUGCUACCAGAAGAACGAGGAGCAUCGUUCUAGCUUCUCACACCCUGAUCAAGACGACUGGGAAACAGCAGUUGGCCCCGGCGGGAAGGAGAUGUGCCGUUGCGGGCACAAGAAAAAGCUGCAUGCAUCUGCUGCAUGUGGAGUUGCUGCGGUCCCUUAUCCUGAGUAUUGGAGUUCCAGUUCUCUUGCUGCGAGCUCUUCGGCUCCUGAUAGCGGCCUCAUGCGGCAGGACGAGUUUUGUGUGCUCCCGGAGGUGUCAGUUGACAUGACCGCGCGGCUGAAGCAACUCGUGGAUGCCACGUACUCGGAUGUCACCACGCGUGACCGCCAACGCCAUUCUGGGAGUUGGAUGGUGCCCCGUGGCUUCGAGGUUGUGUCUGCCCUGCGCAACGAGAACAGCAAGCUUUGGCGCAAGUAUUGCGUGAAGAAAGCGGAGCUCCAACAGGAAAAGAAGACUGCAGCUGAUUGCGGCUUUGAAUGGCAGGUGUUCAGUGAUGUGCUGACAACCAGGUUCUGGGCUGCUUAUGGUGAUCGACUCGAUGCUGAGAUUAAUGAGUGGUACCUUUGGCAUGGGACAAGCAACUCUGCCGCCCACAACAUCUGCAGGUCAGACUUCAAGAUGAGACUUGCCGGCAGCGCCACCGGCACCUUGUACGGUCGUGGUUCAUACCUGGCUGAGUCCAUCACCAAGGCUGAUGAGUACUCCAGGGAAGAAGACGGCCUUUACACUGUUCUGUUGUGCCGUGUACUUGGAGGGCGUGUGAGGUACACUGACGAAAGGACUCCGGAUCCGGACGCCUUGACACGUGAAUGUACCCAGGGGGACUAUGACUGCAUCCUGGGCGAUCGCAUCAAGAUUUCCGGCACAUACCGUGAGUUCAUUGUGUUUGACACGGAGAACGUGUAUCCCGAGUACAUCGUCAGAUACAAGCGUGGAGAAUUGUUCAAAUCUCCAUCACAUCCGUGA